AUGACAAUUAGCCGCGAUGCCACUGUUACCACGACCUCUGACACUGUUCGUACGGAGCUCAAAUUGACGGCACCGACGCCUGACACUCUCCGCUACUUGCAAGCGGUUCUUGGUCUACGCUCCCACGACCUAUGCGACACGAAAAAUGCACAUGCCCCAGCUAAGCUGCCACCGGCAAAGAAGGGUUCUGCCAAAAGUCAGCCUCCUGUGAGAGCUGCCACCAGGAAACGUCAGAAACCAGGCGCAACGUUCGAGAUCCAUGAGGUCAACGAUGGUCGCCCACUCAACUUGUCGCAAAGCGACUGUCUCAAAAUCGCUACCGAGGCCUUCAACCUUACGCUGAAGAACCUCGCAGAGACUAUCAAGGCACUGAAAGGCGACCGGGAAUGUAGCGCUACCAGCCAACCGCCACUUCGUCCUCCCCAGGCUGACAGAGCUCUACACGAGCGGUCCGGAAAUGGGGAGAGGAGAAGAGAUGCCGUCGGUCCAAAGAAGACCCCCUCAUGUAUCAAGCCAAGUGAUCCCGAAGUGGUUGCCGAAUGCUGUUUUUCCGCUUUGCAGUACCUGCGGAAAGCUGACGCUGGAACAACGAGCCCUAACGCCAGCAAAAGUAUUGGGCUGGAGAAUGCUGCGUUGAUUCUUCUAGACAGGAGCAUCUCAUUGGAACUUGCGAGCCACGCUGUCUGUCAGCUGUCUGAUAUCCAACAAGUGUAUUGGCGAAGCUACACUGAAGGGAAUAUCGCCUUUGAGAGCAAUAUUGCGGGCUUUCUGCUCGGCCGGUCUGAUGCAGCGAACGACGAGUCCUUAUUCCGGUUUACAGCGUCCAUGCAAAGUCAAGCCCUCCGUCUUGCGCUAUUGAUGGGCCCCAAGUGUAUUAGCCCUGAGCUUGUGAAGUCGCUCGAACCCGACAAAGCUGGAAGUCCUGCCUGGAUCACCACAAGAGGACUGUCAAAAGGACGACUCAAGCCUGAGCAGGCCGGGCUGCAGCUUCGAACCAUAGCACUCGCCGUUGCUCGAAUGUAUGCAACAGCCAUUAAGUCAUGCUUGGAGAAGCCACGACCAGAAGUUCUUUUCCACCUGUUCUUCCUGUCUUUGCGUGUCAAAUUCGAAUCUUGGACACACCUAGGUGUCACACCCGAUCCAGCAGCCGAUGUAUGGCGACCAUUUCACCAUGCACUCAAGAAGCUGUCAACCUAUACCGGCGUUUUGGGCAUGUCGUCACGACAGGUCGGACACUCCGUUGUUUCGAUCCGGGAACUGCUUACGACCGCGGGGUGCAAACCUGACAUACCUCUUGAGCUUGCUGAGACACUAAUGGACACUAUGGAAGAUAAAGAUGGAGGUGGAGAACUGUUAUACAUUCUUGAAGAGAUUUUACCAAAGUCUGGGGACCUAAACCUCGUACUGCAUUGUCGGAUAACCACCUUACUGUUGAGGAAUGUCUCUCACAAUCUCCCAAAGGCGUUGAGCACGGUGGAAGUAUUGGAACGUGCUCUUAACGAGAGGACGGUAUUCUCACAACCAGAACUUGCCAGACUCCUUGUGCACCUUGCACGACUCCGUAAGGCGGUUGCGGCGCUGGUCAUGGCAGAUCAGACGGAAGGUCAUGUCCGCGCCCAUGAGGGUUGUCCCCAAGACCUUCAAAUUCGCCUUGUUCGCCUCAUAUAUGCCUCUUUCAGAUUUCUGAAACGCCAUAUGACAGCGGCAUUGACUCAGACGGCGGAGACUCCUCUAAAAAACAUCGAGCAAGCUUAUCUAACGGCCUUCAUAAAGACCAUCGAUACUGUCUUGUCCACGGAUCGCUGUGUUAUCACACAGACAUCUGAAUUGGCGCAGAUGGUGUGGGAGGCUCUUAAAGACUGCUCAGCCGCGAUAUAUGGUCUCCAGACCGACUACCAUUCGAUUCAGGCCCAAAGCUCAAUGGAGACUCAAUGCAAUCAGCUUCGACUACGGAUCUCCCAAAUUUCUUGGUCGCGGUAUCUAGCAGCCGUGAAACAGGGCAGACCGCCUCUGGAACAAGCAAGGAUGCUUGAGCUAUCACUCCAAGGCCUCCUCGAGUUGCCUUUGUCGGAUCAGAGAUCUGCACAUCUUCCACUCAAAUUCGAGAAACUCGGGCACUGUUUUCUGGAAUCGAACAACUUCGUCAUGGCUACAAGUGCUUUUCGGAAUGCCAUUUCUGCCACCAUCAAACAAGGCUUACUCAGUGACAUUGUGGAAUUGCUCUUGUCUGGGCCACUUCGCUGCGCAUGGUCCGAGCAAGACUUGAACCGCAAAGCGUUCGCAAAGGUACUUACCGCCUAUGCUAGGACUAUACUCGAUCAUCCACCACGAGACGACGUGAAUGAUUGCUUCUACGACGACCAUUCCCUGCCACCAAUACACCGAGCUGCUUUAAUAGAGAAACAGAUGCUUUCAAUUCUUGAGCUGGAUUUGGGUGAUCGCCAAUUCAGCGCUUGUGCUAGGAUGGCGGAAACGCUACAUCAGGUCUUGAGCCAGCCGGAGUACCAAGUGUGCAUGCUGAGAUCCUUCAGCCAUCUUCUUGGUCUCUGUCUGAGGAAGAGAACGCCAGCUUCGACUUUCCCAGUGAACGCUGCUGUUGUUCAAGACCUGUUGACUCGCGCGAAUGAAACAAAGGAUGAUGUCUUCCUGCGCAAAUUUGGGCCGGAACUCAGAUCGCUGCUGUGUCUUCAGCACGGUUUCUUUCGUGGAUCAAUUACCCAUCAAGAGCUCACCCAAGCGGUGCAGCACCUCUCCGACAUUGCCCACUCCUGUACAACUUUGGAGCAGACACAGAUGCUCUUUGAAGAUGUGAAAGCACAUGUUCUUCCACUUCUACUCGCAAGCGCCUACGCCAGCAUGAACGGCAACGACAACACUGCUCUGGUGGCUUUGGGGACACUGGAACAUCUGUCGAAUCUUGGAAUCGAGGCUCCGGGCCUCUGCAUAACAAGCAUUCUCAUGCACAAGAGCAGUAUCCACCUGCGGUUGCAGGAUGCCCAAUCUGCGGCAAUAUCGCUGGCAAUAGCGAACAAAAUGCUUGGAGACGCCAGGAUUGAACCGCUCUGUGCAGUCGAGCUGCUACUGUCAUAUUCUGAAUACCACCUACAAGUUUUGAAUCUCGAAGAAUGCUUACAUUGCCUGCUUCGAGCUAAGGGUGUCUGGGAAAGCCAGGACAUGUCGGCUGGACCAUCAUUGACAAAAUCCAAGCUGAGAGGACAAGGCCUGCUUUGCAGAGCAGCCUAUUUGGAGUCACAGCUAUCUUUCAAGCAGCAUCGACUUCUAGAGGCCAUUGUUCUCGCAAGACAAUCCGCCAAGAUUGCUACGUCUAUCUGGUCCUCAAUCAACAACUUGUGGGCUUCCGCAGCUUGUUCAAAAUCAACUGCUCCCGCAGACGCCGAGAUACACGACAUCUCUGCUCAAUUCUCGAAGCUCGAUCUGUCGAAGCAGCCUGCUUUGCAACUAACGGCGAGCUCAGUCUCCUGUACGCCAUAUGUUCGGUUAUGCUUUGAUGUCUUCCGACAUAUGGCAUUCUUGAUGUCUCAUUGUGGGAUUUAUCAAGAUGCUGCAACGUUCUAUGAGCAGGCACUGAAAAUAUCAAGGACAACAGGCCGUUCAGCCGAUAAAGCCAUUGUUCUGAGUGAGUUGAGUGUCCUGCAUGCUCGAGCGGGCCAGAUUGCAAAAGCCGGAGAGCUAACGCUGGAGUCCAUUCAAACGAACGUUCUUUACGCCUCAGAGUACCAUCAGGCACUCGCCCUAGUUAAUAGAGGCGAGGCGUAUCUGGUCAUGUCAGACCCUACAGCGGCUCACCGGUGUUUGGCAGAAGCAAAGCAGCACCGGGCUUCGUAUGCCAUCCAUAGUGACGAAAAUGUUGCCUGUCGGGUUCCGAAAGGCAAAAUCACCAGAUCCACUGCAAUGAAGCCAGGGAAGCAGGGCACAGCUGGUCGCCGAAAAGACAAUGAACUCAGCCUAACCACCACGUCGUGUGAAUCAUCUACACUCGAGGCCAGAGAUGUCGACGCGAGAAUAUCCGCCUUGGAAGCGAGACUCAUGUUCUUGGAGCGCGAGGCAGGAGCUGCGACAGGAUGCAGCAAUAUUAUUGGCUGCCACAACGACGAAGACGGACGACUGUCGAUUUCCAUGGCCCUCAACUUGGUUCAAGCUGCCUUGAAGCUUUUCUCUGAUGAUGCCACACACAGCGUGCUCGCUGAAACAGCCGUGGCCCUUCCUGUGAGGUAUAUAUCUGCAAGAAAGAGUGGAAGGGUGUCCUUCGUACAGGGUGCAGCUAUUGUGAACGCCAAAACUCGGGUCGCAAAGCAACAAUCAGAGAACAGCACUUUCAGAAACGGGAGCGCGUUAUUGCUUCAGGCCCAUGAUAUACUGCAGGGACUGAACGAUUCCCGGUCGAAUCGGCUCUCUACUGAUCUCGUUCACACCUGUUACAAGAUUCUGACGCAGAUAGCUCUGCUCUCCACUGCCUUGAAUCAGCCAUUGGUCCCCUCGUCACUCGACUUGGUAUUGCAUAUAACACGUCCGUUGGAUAUGGCACGGCUUCGUGAAGACUUCAUCACCUUAGCCGAGCUCAGCGCGACCCGAAGAACCAGAAUCCAGGAAUGGCCAAGCGCUGGUGAAAUCAAUAACGAAAGAUCCUUGGAACUUGACACAGCCAAGGGACUGGAUAUGGCUCUCCUGCCAGCUUCGUGGGCCGUGGUCUGCCUGGAACUAAGCGAAGAUAAGAACGAGCUCUUCGUAGCUCGCUUGAGGCGUCAGGCAUCUCCGUUCGUGGUCAGAAUCCCUUUGGCAAGACCAGAUCCGUCAGAUGGAGAGACCGACGAGCUCGACCUGGCCAGCGCAAAGAAAGAGAUGCUGGAGAUUAUCGCGAGAGCCAAUGCGACAGCACAUGAUGCCAGAGGGUCUUCAGCGGAUAAAUCAGUCAGAGCAGCUUGGUUGGCCGAGCGUCGAGACUUGGAUCAGCAGCUGUCAACGCUUUUGGAUAACAUUGAGAAUGUCUGGUUUGGCGGUUUUCGUGGAAUGCUCUGCGCUUCUCGCCGAGACGAGCGCCACCUUUUGGCCUUUGGACAACGACUCAACUCGAUACUGAACAGGCACCUUCCAUCCAGGCAAAAGACGUCGCGGUCAGGUAACUCCCCAGUCCAACUACACGAUCAUGUGCUGGAGCUCUUUGUUGGACUUGGCCACCCUCGAGAAGCCGACUUGGAGGAUGCGGUCACAGAUCUGUUAUACUUUGUAAUUGACAUCCUCCAGUUCAAUGGUGAGCGCAACGCAUACGAUGAGAUUGAUUUCGAUGCCAUGUUGGUUGAAGUAUUGGAUGGAUUGCAUGCCUACCAUGACGCGACACCACUCGGUGAUGACAAGGACGACCAUACGAUACUCGUCUUGGAUAAAGAGUUGCAGGCUUUCCCUUGGGAGUCACUCUCGUGCCUGAGAGGGCACGCUGUAUCGAGAAUGCCCUCGCUAGGCGCUAUAUGGAAACGGUUGGGAACGUUAAGUGAACAGUCGCCAGCCUUCGAAGCAUACAUGAUCCGGAAAACAAAGGGAGCGUAUAUACUCAACCCAUCUUCAGAUCUGAAGUCGACGCAAGAAGCCUUUGGCCAGAUCUUCCAAGAUCAGUUGCCUAGCUACAAAGCCAUCGUCAACCGGCCACCAGAAGCAGGCGAAUUUGAGACGGCGUUACAGGAGCACGACCUGAUGCUCUACUUUGGUCAUGGCGGCGCUGGGCAAUAUGUUCGGCCUCGCACUAUCCGUAAAAUGGACAAGUGUGCAACGACGCUGUUGAUGGGCUGCAGCAGCGCCAGGCUGUCCGAGUAUGGGGUCUACGAGCCAUCUGGCAUGCCUUUGAGCUAUCUCAGUGGAGGCAGUCCAGCAUUAGUCGGGACUCUUUGGGAUGUCACGGAUCGAGACAUUGACCGUUUUGCUUUGCAGCUUAUGGAAACUUGGGGUUUGUUGAAGGCACGAAGUGGCUCCGAAGGACCAAGUCUCAAAAAGUCGACGAAGAGCAAGGCAGAGAAGAGUCCAAAGCGUGGGCCGGUGUCCCUGGAUCAGGCUGUAGCAGACGGUCGAGAGGCUUGCAUGCUGAAGUAUCUCAACGGCGCAGCACCUGUCAUGUAUGGUGUGCCCAUAAUCUUGGAUUAG
Molecule: messenger RNA, 6150 nt
Organism: Cladophialophora yegresii CBS 114405
Lineage: Eukaryota; Fungi; Ascomycota; Eurotiomycetes; Chaetothyriales; Herpotrichiellaceae
Exons: 1
Coding region: 1-6150 (2049 amino acids)
Biological process (GO): proteolysis; meiotic chromosome separation
Cellular component (GO): mitotic spindle pole body; nucleus; cytoplasm
Molecular function (GO): protein binding; cysteine-type endopeptidase activity
Source: RefSeq, a predicted model, not a curated record